Molecule: messenger RNA, 756 nt
Organism: Mesorhabditis spiculigera
Lineage: Eukaryota; Metazoa; Nematoda; Chromadorea; Rhabditida; Rhabditidae
Source: the annotation of a GenBank genome assembly
AUGUUCACUAUAAAAUGUGGACACGAGGCUUGGGAAUCAACAUCGACUUCAAACCAUCUACUCGAUCCGCUUUUAGCUCCAAUCUCAAAAGCAUCAACUAACAUGUACUCCGGCAAGUAUUCGACUUCCACCCUCUUCUUCAUCUUCGCCCUCUUCGGUUCCACUACAGCUCUCAAUUGCACUUCAUCGCUGGGACCAUGCUUUGCCAACGUCAGCUGCGUCGGCGUCAGUACCACUCAGGGCACAGUCUGCACGGCUAAUGGAUGCUGCGCGGGUGCAAAUCUUAUUGACGGCACGGCCACGUCGUUCACAUGCUCUGGAGGGGCUAUUGGACCUUGUAACGCUGGAGCUUGCCCAGCCUCGACCGAUACGGCUUGCGUCGGAACCCAAAUCGAUGGAGUGGGACAAUGUUGUCCUGGAUCUGGAAUCGUUGCUGUUACCACGACUACAUCUACAACAACUGCCACCACAACCUAUUGCGUCGAUCUCCUGAACCCGGUCACCGGAGUCUCGGACUGCCCCAAGCGCGCCUACCUCUGCGCCGACUCCACCUACUAUUCGGUGAUGGCCGUCCAGUGCAGGAAGACGUGCGGAUUCUGCGCUACUACCUCGUCCUCAUCAACUACAUGCGUCGACCAGGUCAACGCCUACACUGGAGUCUCGGACUGUUCUUCCUUGAGCUACCUGUGCUCGAGCCCAACUUAUGCCACUCUGAUGGCCACCCAGUGCUGCGCCACCUGCUCGAGCUACGGAAAA